Messenger RNA from Capra hircus (goat), 892 nucleotides. RefSeq names its product phylloquinone omega-hydroxylase CYP4F11-like. The record is from RefSeq and is a predicted model, not a curated record. Gene Ontology annotation, molecular function: heme binding; monooxygenase activity; oxidoreductase activity, acting on paired donors, with incorporation or reduction of molecular oxygen. Lineage: Eukaryota; Metazoa; Chordata; Mammalia; Artiodactyla; Bovidae. The coding region runs from base 342 to 668 and encodes 108 amino acids. The transcript is spliced from 3 exons.
AGGCCACCCUGCAUCCACAAACCUCCCCCAUAGGUAUCUCCUCCUGUAGGCACUCCUGGAACUGGGACCACUCCCAGGACAUGAAAAAUCUGACUUCUCAAGUCAAGGUCAACCUCCCUAUGGGUGGAGAGCCUGUCUUUUGCCUGUGUCCUGUGGUACAUCCUUGGGACUUGGAGAUGCUCCAUGUCCCUUCUGCUCCCAGAGAAGGAGGAAGCAGAGGUUCUCUCCAUCUGUACAGAAUCUGACACACUGUCCACUGCGUGGCUCCAUCUGGGAAGUGAUUGCUCUUCCCUUGCUUGCAGGUGCCCCCCACGGAGCAGGGCCUGAUCUACUUCAGUCAGAUGGCGGCCAGCUACCCCCGUGGAUAUUUGAUCUGGUUUGGCCCCAUUGUCCCAAUGGUCAUCUUCUGCCACCCUGACAUGCUCCGGAGCAUCACCAACGCCUCAGCUGCCAUUGCACCCAAGGACAUGCUAUUCUAUGGCACUCUAAAACCCUGGCUUGGGGAUGGGCUCCUGGUGAGUGCUGGUGACAAGUGGAGCAGCCACCGUCGCAUGCUGACACCCGCCUUCCACUUCAACAUCCUGAAGCCCUAUAUGAAGAUUUUCACUAAAAGCGCAGAGAUCAUGCACGUGAGUCUCUUGAACCCAGCAUUCCAGCUGGAAUCUUGAGGAUAACGGGGACUCAGGAACAUCUCGUCUGGAAUUCUGGAUCUUCCAGUUGACUUUGAGGCCAUUGUUCUCUCUUCUGAACCUUAGUUUCCUUGGCUGAUAAAUAAGUAUAACAUGAGCCUUGUUUUGCAAAGUGGUCAACAUAAUGUAAUGGAGCCAUGUUCCUGGCACAUAGUAAGUGCUCAGAAUGUGUUAGUUUCUCUUUUUCUUCACAGAAGCCUUGG